Molecule: messenger RNA, 4134 nt
Organism: Sinocyclocheilus grahami
Lineage: Eukaryota; Metazoa; Chordata; Actinopteri; Cypriniformes; Cyprinidae
Product: cyclin-G-associated kinase-like
Exons: 13
Coding region: 29-2311 (760 amino acids)
Biological process (GO): clathrin-dependent endocytosis; clathrin coat disassembly
Cellular component (GO): cytoplasm; vesicle; intracellular membrane-bounded organelle
Molecular function (GO): clathrin binding
Source: RefSeq, a predicted model, not a curated record
UUGACUUACUAGCCUAGCAUCCUAACUGAUGACUGUUGUUGUUUGUAGGUAUAUUGAAUACAUGUGUGAUAUGCUGGCAGAAGAGCCCAUAAUCCCCCACAGCAAGCCUAUUACCAUCCGCUCCGUCACCAUGACUCCCGUACCACUCUUUAAUAAGCAGCGAAACGGCUGUCGGCCGUUCUGUGAGGUUUACGUCGGUGACGAGCGAGUCGCAACCACUUCACAGGAAUAUGACAGAAUGAAGGAUUUUAAGAUGGAGGACGGGCGAGCGGAGAUUCCUCUGAAUAUAACUGUGCAGGGAGACGUGCUGAUAGUGAUUUAUCACUCACGCUCAACACUGGGCGGACGCCUGCAGGCCAAAAUGGCUUCCAUGAAGGUGUUUCAGAUUCAAUUCCAUACUGGGUUUGUGCCCAGAAACGCCUCCACUGUCAAAUUUGCAAAGUAUGAUCUCGAUGCGUGCGACAUCCAAGAGAAAUACCCCGACCUCUUCCAGGUACAUGUAAAUGUGGAGGUGGAGCCUCAGGAUCGCCCUAGCAACAAGGCUCCGCCUUGGGAAAAUUUUGCCACGAAAGGACUAAAUCCCAAGAUCCUUUUCUCCAGCCGAGAUGAACAGCAAGAGAUCCUGACAAAAUUUGGUAAACCAGAGCUUCCACGUCAGCCUGGUUCAACAGCCUGUUACACCUCUGAACCGACCCAGCCGGAGCAUUCGCCUGAAGGGCCACAGACCGAGCAGGAUUCCCCUUCUCCUCAAAGCACAGACACCAAUGCCAACAACUUCUUCCAGAUGCUUGACUGGGAAGAUGGCAGUCAGCAGGUCGAACAUUCUGAUAGUCAAUUGGAGGACCAGGAUGAUUUGAGUGGCGGAUCGGAGGAGGAGUCAGUGUCUUACUCCGCUUCCGUUGAUGGGACUCUGUCACGUGACAUCAGCGAACCGCUCUUCGAGGCAGACUUCACAACCACUCCACCUGACCCUCAGCCCGACACAGAGGACCUACUCGGCCUGAACUCUGACCCCUGUCCCCCAGCCGCCGCCACUCAGCCGGGUCUUGCUAAUGAGACGGGUUUGAAAAGUUCUGCCAGUAACAGUGAUUUACUGAACGACCUGUUCGCCCCUACACCCAAUGCUGUGCCUUCAGCUAAUGCAGAAGACCUGAUGGGAGAAGGUACAGGAGAAGAUCUGUUCUUCUCCAGCACAUCCAGCCAACCGGCACCAGCCACUAAUAAAGACUUCUUUGACCCCUUCGGUGUGGGGUCAGCCUCUGCAGGGUCCGAUCUGUUUGGUGACCUCCUGGGGUCAGACAGUGCUAGUAGUGGGUUCAAAGCUCCGCCUCCUGCAUCCAACUCCAGCCUCUUUAACCUAACAAACUUCGGGGUGUCUGAAAAUGUUUUGCCAGAUAAGUUAUCAAGCGAGACUCCGAAGAUGACCUCAUCAGCGAGUCAGCCUGAUCUGUUAGGUGGCUGGGAAAACUGGACCACAGGAGGAACCAGCACGACUAGUAACAUGACCACUGCUGCCAGCAAACCUACUAUGAGUGCCUCAGGAGUCUCAUCUUUCUCCAAGGCCAAAUCUCAAAGCUUUGACCCCUUCGCAGACCUGGGUAACCUGGGCUCAACACUGCCUGGCUCGGCCAGUACUGGUUUCUCUGGCUCAGGUUUAAAAAUGGCGCCCUCUGCAGUAGGCCCUAAGAACUCAGGUCAGCAGUGGCAGCAGGCUCCUCGGCCCUCCUCUGGCCCCAGCAAACCCUGGAUGCCUCCAAGCUCGGCACCCAGAACGCAAACCCAGCGCUCCAAACCCACCACCCAACCGGCUAAACCAAACUACAAGCCCAGCUUCAGUGUGAUCAGUGGACGAGAAGAGAGGGGGAUCCGUGGGCCAGGCUUUGGUCCAAAGCCCAAAGUGAAAGAAGAUGACUUUGAGGAUCUUCUGUCCACACAAGGUUUUGGCUCCAAAACUGACAAGAAGAUGCCCAGAACUAUUGCUGAGAUGCGGAAGCAGGAGCUGUCUAGAGACAUGGACCCUCUCAAACUUCAGAUCUUAGAUUGGAUCGAGGGGAAGGAGAGGAACAUCAGAGCGCUGCUCUCCACGCUGCACACGGUCUUGUGGGAGGGAGAGACCCGCUGGAGACCCGUCACCAUGGCAGAUCUGGUCACACCUGACCAGGUGAAGAAGGUCUACAGGAAGGCUGUGCUUGUUGUGCACCCAGACAAGGCUACAGGUCAACCAUACGAGCAGUAUGCUAAAAUGAUCUUCAUGGAGCUGAGCGAUGCCUGGUCUGAGUUUGAGAACCAAGGAGCCAAAGCCCUGUUCUGAGCGUGCUCAGUGAGCGUCUGCCAGGAGCGGCGGGCCCCCUACAGGCAGCCUGAGGCACAGCGCUCUCUCCAUACACACAGCUCUGAGAGAGAGAUCAGUCAAGAGGAAGAAAUCAGACCUCUUUCUGCUUGAGGACCUGAACUGUGAUGCGCUCUUCUAAAGAGUGAAACCUGUGGCGCUGGAUUUCUCCUCCUUCAAAAGGGGAACGUGCCAGCAUCCUUUUGCCAUUUGUAGAUGAUUAAAAACCAUGCGCGCACACGCACACACACACACGCAAACACCUGAGACUACAGUCUGUGUCUUGCACUUCAAAAGAGCUCCAAAACAGAUGGUUUCUGGGACGAAGACAAAAUGAUUAUCGCUGAUUUUUUUUUCUUGUCAUUCUAUGCAUCACACUUUUUUCACUUUUUGUUUUUCAAUCAGCGUGGCUUGUCAAUUACUGAUGUAAAUAAUGACUUGACGUGUGUGUGUGUGUGUGUUUGAGGGUGGAUCAUGUUCAUAUAAAGCUAAAGCAGAGGUUUUGACUUCUGUGCUCCACGAUGUGAAGGCUUUUCAUCACUUUCACUUCAGUUUUAUCAUGUUUUCACUGAUCUCUAGUGUUAAUUCUUUCUAGGCACCUCGUGGGAAGAUGUAUUUGUGGGUUCAAUUUCUGCAGUCCAAAGUGUAUUUCAGUGGCCGAAAGCAAACUUAACAUCAACAAAAAGUGUGAGCUUUCCAUAUAUUUUUUUUAUCUAAAGGACCAAUCAGAAAUGUCUGUAUUAUUUAUUGUUUUGAAAGCUGUACAUGGCUAAUCGAUGGAUAUAAAAAGGACUAAAAUAACAAAUUUAUUGCAAACGGUGGAACAAGCAAGCUAAGCAUUUUGCAAAACUAAAAUCAUUCCAAAGCAUCUACUAAUAUGAAUGUGCUUUUUAAGAUUAUUGCUGGAAUGUAAAUCUUUUUUCUUUUUUUUUUCUUCUUCUACCAUUAUCAUAUUUUCCACAAUAUUCUAUUUGAUGUUUCCAUAAUCUCGUAAUAAUGACACUAGAAAGUUUGCACCGGUCCCUCAGGACAUCAGGCCGAAUUCAGUGUCCAAUUGAAAAAAAUAAAAAUGUCUGAUACAACUUAAUAGACAAUGAAGUGAGGGUGGAAAUGAAUGUUGUUUUUAUAUAUAGACCUAAUAGACCUAAAUCAAGGACUGGAUGAAAAUGCUGAUUCGUAAAGACUUGGCAAGUCGAGUUCUGUAACCUGCUGUAUUUCUGCGAUUAUUCAUAUAUGAAGCUUAAGAACUAAACAAAACCAAAGCCUUCAUGUGUGUUACUGGUUUCUGAGAGUUCAUCCAUUAGUUUAGAGCGAAGACGUUUGCUGUUAAAGGGACUGAAGGGCUGGUUCAGAUUGUCAUUUCACCGUUUUGAGUGAUUUUUGAAAGGUUUUGGCUUAUUCACGCUCCACCAAAGUCAUAAACGAUCAUAAAUGUUUCAUCCUGGAAUGUGGCACUGGUGUUCAAAAUUUUUCUUGGUGGUUUAAUUCGUGAAUAAGUUGAACGGGCUCUGAUUGACAUUAAUGACUGAAUUUAGUCUAGAAAUAUAUUGCCUUAUUCUGUGAAUAUAUACUUAUCUUCCCCAAGAACUGAACAAUGCUGCUGCAUUUUGGUGGAGCGUGAAUAUCUUUUAAUAAGACACAUUUUCUCUCUUUUAGCCCACUCAGCUUUCCUUUGGAUGUCAAACUAGUGUUUUUCACCAGCUGUCUCCUGCGAUGGAGAACAAAAUCAUAACACCACGGUCUUAAAGAUAUUUUUGUCAUGUUUUCUUUUCUCAGAUUUUGACCAAUAAACCCUAAUCAUGGUU